AUGUCACGGUAUACCGAUUCGAGAGGAACGUAUCGGUCCAGCAGGCGGUGCUACCAUGAUCAAGCUAGUCUUGGCCUCCUCGGGUCGAGUGGCUUUAUUGAAAGCAUUAUGGCAUGGCCAACUGAGCAGCGUGAUGGUGCAAAUCAGGGAAGCCUCUUCUCUUGCUCUCAGAACAUCUGA
Messenger RNA from Colletotrichum higginsianum IMI 349063, 180 nucleotides. RefSeq lists its product as uncharacterized. The record is from RefSeq and is a predicted model, not a curated record. The transcript has 2 exons. Lineage: Eukaryota; Fungi; Ascomycota; Sordariomycetes; Glomerellales; Glomerellaceae. The coding region runs from base 1 to 180 and encodes 59 amino acids.